AUGGCGUAUCCGAGGAACAAUUAUGAUGUUGGAUUAGAAGAUUCUACUGUGUAUCGUUACCUGUGUCCUACGAGAAAAGCAGGGAGCAUAAUUGGGAAAGGCGGUGAGAUUGCGAAACAGCUAAGGUCCGAGACGGGAGCAAACAUGAGGAUAAACGAGGCUUUGCCCGGUUGUGACGAGCGCGUUGUUACCAUAUAUUCGACUAGCGAGGAGACGAAUGGUAUUGAGGAUGAUGGAGAGUUUGUUUGUCCUGCCUUUGAUGCACUUUUCAAGGUUCAUGAUAUGGUUGUGGCUGUUGAACAUGACAAUGAGGAUGGUUACGAUGACGAUGACGACGAGUAUAGCGAGAAACAAACAGUAGUCACCGCGAGGCUGCUUGUGCCGUCUGAUCAAAUUGGUUGCCUUAUUGGGAAAGGUGGACAAGUUAUCCAAAAACUCCGUAUUGAAACCAAUGCUCAGAUUCGUGUUAUAAAUGAUAAUCUGCCCAUUUGUGCUUUGGCUUUUAGCCAUGAUGAGCUUCUUCAGAUUGUUGGAGAGCCCUUGGCUGUGAGAGAAGCUCUUUAUCACGUUGCCUCUCUGCUUUAUGAGAAUCCGUCUCGAUUUCAAAGCUACUUUCUGUCUUCAUCGAGUAACCUGCAUCAGCCAGGUGGAUUGCUAAUGAGUCCUGCACUAACGAGCUCUCGCAACAACUACUCUGCGUCAAGAGAUGCUGCUGAUGCAAGAGAGUUUUCGAUCUGCUUCAUCUGUCCAGCUGAAAAUGUUGGAGGUGUGAUAGGAAAAGGAGGCUGUUUCAUAAACCAGAUUAGGCAAGAAUCUGGUGCGACCAUUAAAGUCAAUACCUCAGAGACUGAUGAAGAUGAUGAUUGCUUGAUUUUCAUAUCAUCAAAGGAGUUCUUUGAAGAUCAAUCCCCAACGGUUAACGCAGCCUUACGCUUACAAACGCGGUGCAGUGAGAAAGUGGGGAAAGAUUCGAAUGACUCUGCAAUCUCCACUCGUGUACUUGUUCCUAGUUCUCAAGUUGGGUGUCUCAUUGGAAAAGGUGGAGCUCUUAUAUCCGAGAUGAGGAGUGUCACAAAAGCGAAUAUCCGCAUUGUUCAAGGCGAACAUGUGCCGAGGAUUGCUCGUGAGGAUGAGGAGAUGGUCCAAAUAACAGGAAGUCUUGAUGCAGCAAUCAAGGCUCUGACGCAAGUGAUGUUGCGGUUAAGAGCUAACGUGUUCGACAUGGAUCGUGGUCUUGUCUUGCUUCCGACGUUCUUUCCUUAUGUUUCUCAAACAAGAGAGACUUCGAGCAAGCCUAGGCAGCACAGAAAACGCGAGAAUUACUCUCAUGGUGAAGUUGCUAGAGAUGAAGACUAUGGUAGUCAAAUGAGCUCAAAUUCCCCUAGAAGAAACCGUGUUUAUUGA
Microthlaspi erraticum is the source of this 1404-nucleotide messenger RNA. Lineage: Eukaryota; Viridiplantae; Streptophyta; Magnoliopsida; Brassicales; Brassicaceae. The record is from the annotation of a GenBank genome assembly.